Malassezia globosa CBS 7966 is the source of this 2985-nucleotide messenger RNA. RefSeq lists its product as uncharacterized. Gene Ontology annotation, biological process: transmembrane transport. Gene Ontology annotation, molecular function: ABC-type transporter activity; ATP binding; ATP hydrolysis activity. The record is from RefSeq and is a predicted model, not a curated record. Lineage: Eukaryota; Fungi; Basidiomycota; Malasseziomycetes; Malasseziales; Malasseziaceae. The transcript has a single exon. Bases 1 to 2985 code for a protein of 994 amino acids. Gene Ontology annotation, cellular component: vacuolar membrane.
AUGUCAUUGACCAGGCCUUGGACCAAUGCACUGCAGGUUGCACAGCCUGUAGCACAUAUCGUGCUUGUCAUGUACAUGGUACAUGCGAGUUAUGUAAAAAAGCGCAUUCGUAUAUGCCUCGGCAUGGAACGUCAGGUUUUCCUGGAUGAUCAUGAAGACGGCGGUGAUGGUGCUGGUUUGCCAGACCAGUUGCUGCCUCAACCGGUCGUUGUGGCGCAGCGUGAGCGAUACUCUCGUGCGGUGCGUGUGGUCAUGUUGGUCAUUGCAGCCUCUUUCGUUGUUUCAGGUGCGCUCGUUGCGGCUCAAGCCGUUUUGCCACCACGAACAUGGUUACCAUCCAUGGCGCCAUGGCACAUGGUCCUCGUUCAGGCUCUGGGUGGUCUUGUUGCUUGGUGUGUCAUCGCACUUGCUGCAUUACGUGAGGAACGUAGGCAUGGUGCAGGAAAAUUGCGCCGAUCUCGGCUCAUCGUCACCAUUCUGCUUGGUGUAGCGAUGGAUUUGGCACAGGCCAUUUGGCAUGUUCAGCAUCGCUCCAAGUCAACGGAAUCUUUUGUCUGGGCACAGCUUCAAGUGGCUAUUCUCGGUGUACGGCUACUUCUUCUAUACCCAGUCUUAGCGUAUGUUUCCCUACACGAGCGGGUGCAGUAUUUGCCUCUGACGGCACAUACUUCGACUGUGGACACGGAAACAGAGCACAUGGCGAACUAUCCAGAUGGAUCAGCAUCGGCUGCUGCGUCAGGAUCGGCAUCUUCAGCAUCUAUGGGCUCUCUGGUCAAUCGUAUCCGUGUGCUUGGUCCUUACCUGUGGCCAUCUAACUCACCACGUCUGCAAUGCCUUGCCGUAUUGUGCAUAGGCUUGUUGCUGCUGGGUCGAUUUGUGAAUCUGCUUGUGCCCAUAGCAUUGGGUCGCGUGGUUGAGUCUCUUAGCGCAAAGUCGGAUCCGUGGAUGCCUAUCGUAAUCUUCGCCACACUGAAAGUAUUCCAGGGCUCUGGUGGCCUUCUCGCUGUCGCACAAAACCUAUUAUGGUAUCCUAUUUCGUGGUACUCAGACAUGAACAUGAGCCGACUCAUGUUUGACCGUGUGUUGAAUCUGUCGAUGUCUUACCAUACGCGCCGUAAGACUGGUGAGCUGAUUCGCACGUUAGACCGUGGCACGGCGCUCAACAACUUUUUUGAGUACCUUCUAUUCUCUCUAUCGCCCGUGUUCGUCGACAUCUUUGUUGCCAUCGUGUAUCUUUCAUGGUCAUUUGGUCCGGUUAUCGGCGCGAUCCUCCUCGUCAUUAUGUCCUUGUACACAUACUGCAGUAUUCGCGUAACGACGUGGCGCACGAAGCUUCGCCGCGAAGUGAACAGCAGAGACUCGGCAUGCAAGGCGAUUACUACUGACAUGUUGUUGAACUAUGAGACAGUCAAGAGCUAUGGAAAUGAGUCUUACGAGUCGGAGCGCUUUGCUGCAGCCCUCGUUCAUUAUCGUGAGGCAGCCUAUCAGGUAGUGCUGAGUCUCAACAUGCUGAAUCUGAUGCAGAAUCUCAUUCUUGCUUUCGGCACUCUAUUCUCUGUCCUAGCUGUUGCUUAUACUGUUGUGUUGGGCCGUGCAACACCAUCACAGUUCGUCGUAUUUGUGUCGUAUCUCCAGCAAGUGUAUUCUCCCCUCAGCAUGCUUGGCACUUUGUAUCGUGUUGUGAAUCAGAACCUUGUUGAUACCGACAAACUUAUGGAGCUACUGAACGAAGACGUGGACAUCAGAGAUGUGCCUGGUGCUCAAGAUAUUCGAGUGACUCGCGGCGAGAUUACAUUUGACAACGUGCAUUUCUCAUACGAUACAAACCGUGUUCAUGCACUGAAUGGCAUGUCAUUCCAUAUCAAUGCGCACCAACGUGUUGCGUUAGUUGGUGAGAGUGGAUCUGGUAAAUCUACUAUCCUUAAGCUGCUAUACCGCUUCUACGACAUCACACAUGGUCGCAUCUUGAUCGAUGGACAAGAUGUACGUGAUGUUACGCAGCAGAGCCUCCGAAAAGCAAUCGGCAUAGUUCCGCAAGAGCCAUCCCUCUUCAACAUGGACAUUCGCGAAAACAUUAGGUAUGGUGACAUCCAUGCGUCAGACGAAGCUGUUGAGGCGGCAGCCCGAGCUGCACAGAUUCACGACCGGAUUCUCGAGUUCCCGGACGGCUAUGAUACAGUUGUUGGCGAACGUGGCGUGCGUUUGAGCGGAGGUGAAAAGCAGCGCGUCGCUAUUGCGCGAACAAUCCUAAAAAAUCCCCCGUUACUUCUUCUGGAUGAAGCUACCUCUGCUCUAGACAGCCACACGGAGCGCCUCCUCCAGACUGCUUUGCACACACUGAUGCAUGGUCGCUCAUCAUUGACAAUUGCACAUCGUCUCUCGACGAUUGUUGACUCAGACUUGAUUCUCGUUGCUGAUCGAGGCCAAAUAAUCGAAUCUGGCACUCAUACGGAACUGAUGAACAAGGGUGGCAAGUACAGUCAGUUGUGGCUUCAGCAGAGCAAGACACAGGCAGAGCAGGAAGCUCUGACUUGUUCAAAGCAAGGAGCUACUCCUGAACCAAAACAUUCGCAGGGCGUUGUGCUAAUCGGAGAGUCGGAUGCGUCACAAGGCGCGGAGCAAGACACGAAUCAGGCCGUCCAUCCAAGUGCGCCUCAAAACCAGGCAUAUGAGGCCCCGUCUCCAAACAAGGAACUAUCCAAAAAUGCUCAUGAGUCGUCAUCGUCUGGAGGUGCCCCUACUGGAGAGGAAACUGCUUCAUCUAACAACGCUCUAUCCGUCGAACAGGUUUCACAAGGUAAAGAGACUGCACAGGCCACAGACAAUCUCCCAUCGGAAGGAACCGCAUCUGACGCAGCCCCACCGACCGAAGCAACGUCUUCGGCCACGCCGCACAACGUUAACCCCUCCUCGUCUUCGCAAGCGUCCAAGCGUCAUUCAUCGUCGAGCAAGAACCGCAAGAAGCAUCGCAGACGUCGCCGCUAG